AUGACAUCUCGCUUAUAUUUAAGGCCUUUGCAUCACAUUUUUUCUGGCCUUCCUGCUUUAAAACUCUCAAAGUCUUUAAUUAUGUAUCCCCAGAGUCGUUUUGCGACUUCUUCUUCCAAACCCGCAUCUACUUUCGCCGUCCCUGUCACGGAAACUAAACUUUUUAGCGACUUUGUUGAGUCUUCCGUGGAUUCCUACAAUUCGAGUCGGGACGUUGUGGAUUCUGAGAUGGCACACCUUCUCAGCUCCCACAAGCUCCUUCUUUUCAUGGAAGGCUCCGUUGAUAGUCCCAAAUCUCUCUGUGCGGCUAACAUUGUUAAAAUCUUUACGCUUCUCCAGGUGCUCGACUUUCACACUGUGGACGUUUUAUCCAAUAGGGAGGUCUUCGGAUUCCUGUGUUCCAAACUCGGAGAGCCUGCUCGCAAUGUUCUUUUCAAGGACGGAUCUCCCUUCGCCGGCCACGACGAGCUCCUGGCUCUCUUUAAGUCCGGGAAACUUCUUGAGGCUCUGGGCGUUUCCAGGCCCUACUCCUCCGCCACUCACAAGCAGUUUAGGAAACAGCUUCCCGUGGCCACUUUCUAA
Theileria orientalis strain Shintoku is the source of this 582-nucleotide messenger RNA. RefSeq lists its product as uncharacterized. NCBI's taxonomy places the organism in Eukaryota, Apicomplexa, Aconoidasida, Piroplasmida, Theileriidae. The transcript is spliced from 2 exons. The coding region runs from base 1 to 582 and encodes 193 amino acids. The record is from RefSeq and is a predicted model, not a curated record.